GUAGAAAUCUAACAAAUACUGUCAUAACAGUAAGAUCAUAUGUAUCACACUGAUUGCAGAGUGCUUGUGUAAUAAAGCAGGUGUUAUUAACCGUACAGGCCUUGCUUUCUCAAUGUGAAUAAACUGCAGGUAAUGUUGAUAGCAACGUUCACAAUAAACGGCAUCCUGGCACACAUAUUCCAUAAUGAAAAAAGGAAUAACACUUUCCCUCUUUGUACAAAGCCCAGUUCACGAGUCAGCCUGUGGUAAUUUCAGUAAACUGGUUAAAUGGCUUUGAUGUUGAUUUGUCUUCACACUGAUAAAUGUCGCUGGAUUUCAUGGCACCUGUGCCCUUUUUCUCACAAAGAUGUGCCAGAUUCAUUUUAGUUCACCUGAACGUAAUCACUUGUUGAGUAGUUUUGCAUUUUUUUUGUGUUGGCCAAAAAAACACUGAGUCAUGGAAACUCUGUCAAGCAGAUGUAUGGCCAGACACUGGAAGUGUACAGGUAAGGGAACUACUGUGAGCCUCCAUCAGCCGUCAUCCAGAUGAGUAAGAUGACGAAGCUAUUAAGAAGACAGGCAGCGAGAGGGUGUGGGGAGAUCUCAGAAAUGACGAGGGAGGGAGGGUUGGGUGAGGGUUGGAGGUGGAUAAAGAGAGGGAGAGAGUGUGCGCCCCCCCCACCCCCCACCCCCUCUGAGGCGCACUGGGCACCUUUAACACUGACUGGAAAGCAGAGGAUCCAGUGUGAGGUGCACAGACCGUUAACAGCUGUUGUCCAGUGUCGUGGGUGUUGAUAGAGUCCAGUUCUCCUGUUGCUGUCAUGGGCUUUAGGGCGGUGCUGCUGUCCUUUCUCCUGGUGUCUCUCAGCUGCUCCAGAGGAGCCAUCAUCACAGGGGCCUGUGAGAAAGACACGCAGUGUGGAUUUGGUUUUUGCUGUGCCGUCAGUCUUUGGCUGAGGGGCCUUAGGAUGUGUGUCCCGAGAGGUGUGGAAGGGGACGAAUGCCACCCGUUUAGCCACAAGGUGCCCUACCCGGGGAAAAGGCAACAUCACACCUGCCCCUGUUUCCCCCACUUGGUGUGCACCCGUUACGGUGAAAGCAAGUAUAGAUGCACUGAAGACUUCAAAAACCUGGACUUUUAAUAGAUGCCCAACAUUGAGAUGAAAAAAAGCAGAGCCGAAACAUCAUCCUGAGUGAAGACUUAACAAUGCUGUGCGUCAGAAAUGCAUAUUUAAACUUCAAUGGCUGUGUUCUUUGUGUGUCUGUAUACACUAAAACACAUAGUUUGGAUUAUAUCAAUACACACAUCAAGGACAGAAACAGAAAUGUCUCUCCAAACAAGAACCACACCAGACAUCUGACACUUUUUACUUAAAAAAACAAAGAAGGUAUUUGUGAACAAUUGAAACAUUUGCUGUUUUGUUUUCAUGCUCACUUUCUGGUAAUUUAACAAGAGAAAUGAAUAAAUAUCACUGUUGAUAAAAGUAAACUAUAAUAACAUUGUUGUUGAAUGCUUGCUCUGUGGCCUUUUUUCAUGUUCAAUUUAUGUUACUUAAUUAAACAUAAUGUGUGUUGA
Messenger RNA from Etheostoma cragini (Arkansas darter), 1555 nucleotides. RefSeq names its product prokineticin 1 (gene prok1). The record is from RefSeq and is a predicted model, not a curated record. The coding region runs from base 801 to 1121 and encodes 106 amino acids. The transcript has 3 exons. Lineage: Eukaryota; Metazoa; Chordata; Actinopteri; Perciformes; Percidae.